Messenger RNA from Striga hermonthica, 387 nucleotides. NCBI's taxonomy places the organism in Eukaryota, Viridiplantae, Streptophyta, Magnoliopsida, Lamiales, Orobanchaceae. The record is from the annotation of a GenBank genome assembly.
AUGGCCUUGCCAAAAAAGCAUGGGGGAUUGGGCUUUCAAGACAUCCAACUCUUCAAUGAGGCAUUAAUAGCAAAGCAAAUCUGGAAACUGGUGGCUGAACCUGAUAAACUAGUCAGUAAAGUCCUUAAAUCUAAGUAUUAUCCUAACUCUGACUUGUUUGAGGCCCAGCAAAACCAAAAUUGUUCAUGGUUGUGGAGUUGUUGGUUGUCUGUGUUGGGUAAAUGUAGCAGAUGGAUGAGGAAGGAAAUAAGGGAUGGGAAGAAUACUGCAGUGUGGGAUACUCAUUGGAUUAUAGAUAGGGUGGGUUUACCUGUGGAGUUGAAUGCUGGUAUUGACAGGAACAUUAAGUGGGUUAGGGAUUUGAUGAAUGAGGAUGGUAAUGCAUAG